Messenger RNA from Cantharellus anzutake, 792 nucleotides. RefSeq lists its product as uncharacterized. The coding region runs from base 1 to 792 and encodes 263 amino acids. Lineage: Eukaryota; Fungi; Basidiomycota; Agaricomycetes; Cantharellales; Hydnaceae. The transcript is spliced from 8 exons. The record is from RefSeq and is a predicted model, not a curated record.
AUGCCCAAUUGGUCUGAUCCCGCGGAAAUUGUGAGAGAUGCGGGCAUAUUCCAGAAGUUCUGUCUUGCUCUUCUCGGCGUAUCGACAUGGGAGGUCUUUGCGCAGCUUCCUUUUGACUAUUCCAUGGUUACCGGUCAGCGCAAGGCUCGCUGGCCGCUUAUCAUUUACCUUUACUGCAAGUACAGCCUGUGGUUCGCGGUCAUUGGCGUCAAUGUCGCUUUGAACGUCACGUCCAAAGUCGAUUGUCAGUCUCUUUAUGUGUUUAAUCAAUUUGCGGGAAAUACAGCAAUAGGGAGCGCGUCCACUUUGCUUAUGCUGCGAACCAUUGCAAUAUGGUCUCAUAAACAUGCGAUCACUAUCCCCUUGGUGGUCCUCAGUCUUGGUCAAUGGGCAAUCUUAUUUCAUGUCAAGAGCUCUUGGUCGGAGGUUUCACAUGCCUGCGUCGUGACUGGUACGAAGCCAGCAUUCAUCGAUCUUAUUUACUUAUACACGAUGUCGUUUGAUUUUGUUGUCAUGGUCGCCUCCGUUGUUGGUCUUCUUUAUACUGGAGGCCGCUCCAGUCUGUGGAUUCUCCUGUUCAAGCAAGGCGUCGUGUACUUCGUCGUAGCAUUCACUGCUAAUCUGAUUCCUGCGGUCUUCCUCUUGUUGGACUUGAAUCCAAUCAUGAACAUCAUGUUCACUAUUCCCGCUGCAACUGCAACCUCCAUUGUCGCGUGCCGUUCCUUUGUUUCCCUGACGGAUUACAAGUCAACGGAGGUGUAUGUGCAGUGCGUAUUAUGUCAUCUUUCGUAG